UGCUUGCCCCCCUUCCCGUCCUCUGCAAGCCAUCGCCACCAUCAUGGCCAUGAAGGAAUCUGGAGCUUCAAUCAUGGCCUGAGAAGAAGAAAGAAGAAGGAGACGAGGAAGGGGAAGGAAGGAGCAAAAGGUGGGAUAAGCGGGGAGAUGGACAACUAUUCGUGUUCGUCCUACGCCGAGUCGGACUCGUCGCCGAGGUGUCGGGAGAUCGUCGACUGCGAGAACCAGUCGUGGGACGAGCCGGCGAGCUACAAGGUGAAGUUUAUGUGCAGCUUCGGCGGGAAGAUCCACCCGCGGCCUCACGACAACCAGCUCAGCUACGUCGGCGGCGACACCAAGAUCCUGACCGUCGAUCGCAACAUCAAGCUGUCGGCCAUGGUGGAGCGGCUCUCCUCGCUCUGGGAGACCCCCGUCUCCUUCAAGUACCAGCUCCCCGGCGAGGACCUCGACGCCCUCAUCUCUGUCACCAACGACGAGGAUCUUGAGCACAUGAUGGUGGAGUACGACCGCCUUCACCGCACCACCUCCAAGCCCGCCCGUCUCCGCCUCUUCCUCUUCCCGGUCGGCUCCUCAUCCUCCUCUUCCUCAGCGCAGGCGCUUCAGCCUCCGCCUGCUGCCGAGAGCAAGCCGGAGCACCAGUGGUUCGUCGACGCCCUCAACUCCGGCCCCGUCCAGACCCUGAACCGACCGGAAAUGGAGUCUCCUCAGGCGAACCCGGAUUUCCUUUUCGGUCUGGAUCAGAUAUCCGCGGCUAAAUCAGGGGAAGACGUCCGCGCUUCCGCCUCCGCUUCUCCGGCGUCAGGUCUCCCCCACCCUGAACCACGAGACUACUUUCCUCCGCCACCGAACGACUUGGCGACGAAGGCGGACAGGCGUUCGCUGGAGACGGCAACCGCCGCUGUGGUUUCUGACUCUAACUCGGCGGAGAUUCAGAGGCAGAUUCAGGAGUUCCAGAGGAUGCAGAUAGCGAGCCAGGAACAGCAGGCGGCAGCGGCUUACUUCCAGAGGAAGCAGGAAGAAACCCUAAGCCACAGUUUCCCAACCGGGUCGGCCUUCCCGGCGAGAGAGCCGGCGGGUGUGGCCACCUCCAUGGCCGGAGAUUACUACCAGAAAAUCCACGACAAGAACCGGUACGAAUCAGGUCCACCGCAAGAGCAGCCGCCACCUCCGCCAAUGACGAUCCUUCCUCCGCCGACGUCGACACCAGCAGCCUACUGGGCCGCCCCAGCGCCCGAUCGGCAAGGCAUGGGACCCGAUCUAGGCGUCUACCUGCUGCCGUCGGGCGCGAUGUAUCCUGCCGGUUCCGUCCGGCCGCUGACCGGCCCGCCCGGGCAGGGAUUCUACACGGUGGCGCCGAAGUUGAUGACCAGUGCCCCUCCGCCUCCUCCCGCCGGGUUCGGUGCUGAACCGUACCGAGACGCGCCAAUCUACAGGAUGGGGCCCGGUGGGGCUAAGCUGGGCCCGUAUCCCGAGGGCGCGAUACGGCCGGGGAUGGACGCUGCGUCCUUUGCUCAUCUCACGUACGAUCCGACGGCAGGCCGGCAGAUGUAUUACGCGGCGGCGACGCAGGCAGCUGUGACCUCUCCUCCGGCUUCGUAUCAGACGGUGGCCCGUCAACCGCCGGCUCAGGACCCCAGACCCAAAUCUCCAACGCAGAGCCUGUGAUCCGACGCUGAUGCCUCCGGGGAGCCUCUUGUGCAUGGGUUGCUGUUCUCUUUUCAUUCGUGCUUUUUCUCAUCAUAUUUGUGCUUAGUAGCUGCAUCAUGUAAAUGUAAUUUCUUCUUGAACUGUCUUCGCAUAAUCUUGAACACCGGCCACGCUUUCCCCUUUCCUUUGAUUUCUUGAAGUAAGAAGAUCCUUUGUUUCUCUCCUUAAGUUGGGGAUCAAUGCAUCAUUGCGUUCGAGAUGUA
This is a messenger RNA of Nymphaea colorata (pocket water lily), 1910 nucleotides long. RefSeq lists its product as uncharacterized. Bases 148 to 1665 code for a protein of 505 amino acids. Gene Ontology annotation, molecular function: protein binding. NCBI's taxonomy places the organism in Eukaryota, Viridiplantae, Streptophyta, Magnoliopsida, Nymphaeales, Nymphaeaceae. The record is from RefSeq and is a predicted model, not a curated record. The transcript is spliced from 2 exons.